Molecule: messenger RNA, 591 nt
Organism: Diprion similis
Lineage: Eukaryota; Metazoa; Arthropoda; Insecta; Hymenoptera; Diprionidae
Product: protein KRTCAP2 homolog
Exons: 3
Coding region: 126-527 (133 amino acids)
Source: RefSeq, a predicted model, not a curated record
CUGUGUCUCCCCCCCUUGACUCCCUCGUGGCGCUAACCUCAGCAUUAACUGCCAAGUGUACAAAUUCCGGCGAACAGCUACCGGGGACUGGUGGAAUAUAGCAUUGUGAUAAAUAAGUAACAAUAAUGGCUGUGACAAAUGGGGUAUCGUUUGUUCUGUCGUCGAUAUUGACUGUGCUGCUAUUUUCUGGAAUGCAAAUCUACAGAGGUUGGUUCGCAUCCUCGCAACUCCACACGGUUUUUGGAGGAUAUCUGGGCUCUGUAUUGUUCAUAUUGAUUCUCACGGCGAUUGGGAAUCUUGAGAUGACUUUAUUCGGAAAAUCAUUCCAGUCUAAGCUAUUUCCUGAAGUUGCUGGGUCUCUGCUAAUCGCCAUGAUUGCAUCUGGAAUGGUGCACAGAGUUUCAACUACCACUUGUUUCUUGUUUUCUUUAAUUGCUCUUUAUUAUAUCAACCAAAUCUCACAACAAGUUUACUCCAGUGGUACGACUGUUCCUGCAGCAUCCUUUCAGUCUAAGAAGCGGAAGUAAAAUUUUGAUAUAAUCUUUUCUGUAUUCAGGUGAAUGAAAUAUAUGGAUUUCCAUUUUUACAUAU